UACACUAUUCCACACUGUUUCUAUUUCGCUCUUUGCUCGGACGUAGUAUCGGCCAGCGACAAAAUUCGUCUUCGAAGGCACCUCUUUAGUACAAAGCCAACGUGACAAUACCAAUAGAUCAACUAUGUGUCUUGAAUAGUGCAUUGCAUUUACAAUUUCAUUCAUCAAGUUCAUCCGCGCUCCGCCGCCGUCUCGCACUCGUACUCCCUCGCGCUCCGACCAACGUGUGACCCCGAAAGCUGUCCUCCGCGCACACUUUCACUUUAGCCCAGCAGCAACAACAAACACAACGAAGCGCUACAACGAACAAAUAAAAUAACCUAGCAUAAAUAACUAUUGUGCAAUACUGAUUAGCGAAAAAUUAAGUCAGGAAUAAUGUCGGCGGCACAGGAAAAGGUUAUACGCGUUGGCUCCCGAAAGAGCGAGUUGGCGCUGAUCCAGACCAAACAUGUCAUCGGCCGACUGCAGAAGCUGUAUCCCAAGCAGAAAUUCGAGAUACACACCAUGUCGACCUUUGGCGAUCGUGUGCUCAAUGUUUCACUGCCCAAGAUAGGCGAAAAGAGCUUAUUCACCCGUGACCUGGAGGAUGCACUGCGCAACGGUGGCGUAGAUUUUGUGGUGCAUUCGCUUAAGGAUCUGCCCACGGCCCUGCCAACGGGAAUGGCCAUUGGUGCUGUCCUAGAGAGAGAAGAUGCCCGAGAUGCGUUGGUUCUACGAGAGCACCUAAAGGGACACACAAUAGCAUCACUGCCCGAGGGAAGUGUGAUUGGUACCUCCUCCCUGCGUCGCACGGCUCAAAUUCGGAGGCAAUAUCCCCAUUUGGUUGUAUGCGACAUUCGUGGCAAUCUGAAUACUCGAUUGGCCAAGCUGGAUGCCGCCGAUUCAAAGUUUGCCGGCAUUAUUCUCGCCCAGGCUGGCCUGGUGCGAAUGGGCUGGAUGAGUCGCAUUAGCCAGGUGCUAGAGCCCACGGAUCUGCUCUAUGCCGUCGGCCAAGGUGCUUUGGCCGUGGAGUGUCGUGCCAACGACGACCAGGUGCUGGCCAUGCUGCAGAAACUGAUGUGCCUGAACACUACCUGCCGCAUUCUGGCCGAAAGAAGUUUCCUUAAGACCCUAGGAGGUGGCUGCUCUGCCCCCGUGGCUGUUUGGAGUAUCCUAAAAGGUGAACCAUUAAAUGGAAACAGUCAGGAGGUGGGACUUUCACUCACCGGCGCUGUUUGGAGUCUGGAUGGGGCCACAGAAAUCCGAAAUCACCUGGCAUGUGCCUUGAAUGAGAAGUCCUCUGUGGUGUUGGAACAGCGUGGAAAGCGAGCGGCCCAGGAGAGUAGCAAUCAGCAGCAGGAGGAGGGCAGCAGCAGCUGCGAUUCGCCGCCGGCUACGAAACGUGCCAGAAAUGGCAACGCCAGCUCUGGCUCGGACUCCAACUCAAGCAGCCCUCGACAGCAGGGCAGUCCUCCGGUGAUCUGCGAGGAUGAGGCCGCAUGCGAGGCUCUAGCCGGCUACAGUGUGGAGCAGCUCACGGAUCUAGCCAGUCAGUGUCCAGUGCUGGGCCAUGGCAGUGCUCAGGCCGCAGUUGGAAAUGGAGGUGGCGAUGCGGACACCAGCAACUCCAACCAGACAACACCCCGGCAGUGUCCGCUUCGUUUGGUUGCCGGUCAGGAUGUAAUGGGCCAGUGUCCAGUGGUGCAUGGUCCGGCCAAGGCUGCCGGCAAAUGUCCCGUGGCCCAUGCAGCCUCCGGAGAUUCCUCAGAAGCAAACAAUGGCAAUAAUGUAGCUCCAGUUCCAGCCUCCGCUGCGCUAUGUCCGCUGCAAAUGCCGGUUGGGCAGGACUUUAUGGGCGAGUGCCCGUAUGUGAACAAGGAGACCAAGAUAUCCUUUGCCCAGGCGGGCAAGUGUCCAGUAACAGGUGGUGUUGCUGGCUCCAUUCUACCCACGCCGCCACCUAGCAGCCGAGCCAGUGCCGGGAGCAGCAUUGCUGGUGAUGAUGUGGACAAUGUGGCCUCUUCUUCCAAAUGUCCCUUUGCGGCAAUGCAUCAGGGCAGCGGUCUGGAGGCACCUCCAGUCAAGGACAACGGAAACGCAACAACACAACCCAAGUGCCCCUUCCUUCAGAAAACUGUCCAGAUGUUUGACUACGCCGACGAGGAACAGCCGACGCCACAGGAAUCGGUGCUCAUUGAGGAUGUGGAGAACCUAUUUUGCGGCUUGUAUCAGCAUGCCUGCCACAGCCGGGGGAUCUACGAGAAGGCGAACCAACUGGGCAAGACCCUGGCCGAGGAUCUGAUCAAGCGGGGAGCCUUGGAGGUGAUGAAGGUGGCGCAGGCAGAGAUUCACGGCAAGGUGGUGACAGCCUCUUGAGAAUGUCCAGAGUUUAGUUUCCAACUUCUCCCACCUCCACCCAUUAAAUUCAUCGUUUACAUUAAGUAGAAAAGUGUAACUAGACAAUACUGUUUCCCAUAUCCAUCUCCCACAUCAUGGAGAAUCCAUAGAAUUAUCUAUAUUGUAUGUAAAAUCCUUGUGCUCUCUCGCAUAUUGUUGGUUUUUAGUUUGUUUUUGUUUUGGGGAAUAUUAUUAUGAUAAAUAAAUGUAUAGGA
Molecule: messenger RNA, 2591 nt
Organism: Drosophila serrata
Lineage: Eukaryota; Metazoa; Arthropoda; Insecta; Diptera; Drosophilidae
Gene: Hmbs
Product: porphobilinogen deaminase-like protein l(3)02640
Biological process (GO): heme biosynthetic process
Cellular component (GO): cytoplasm
Molecular function (GO): hydroxymethylbilane synthase activity
Source: RefSeq, a predicted model, not a curated record